AGUUGAGGCAAAGAGAUUCAGUCAGUCAGUCAUUUCAGUGCUGCAGUGCAUGCAACUUUUCUACUCAGGAUUCAUCACAACUGUUUGUGUGCGAUAAAAAAAGGAUUAAUAUCCUCAACUUCACAAAUCUCACUAAAGGAACAGACACAAGCAAAAAAAUGGAAGAUUUCGAUUAUCAGGACUCCAGCUUAAAUGACAGUUACGAUUACAAUUACGAACAUAGUGUCUGUGACAAAGAGGAAGUGCGCUCUUUUGCCAGUGUCUUCCUCCCAGUCAUCUAUGCCCUGGCUCUAGUGGUUGGUCUGGCUGGGAAUACCCUGGUAGUGGUGGUCUACGCAUCACGGUUGCGACUAAGAACACUGACCGAUGUGUGCAUCCUUAACCUUGCCAUUUCGGAUCUUUUGCUUCUCUCCACCCUGCCCUUCUGGGCGGCUGAUGCCAUCCAUGGCUGGAAGUUGGGUUCGGCAGCCUGCAAGCUCACCUCCUUCCUCUACAGUACCAACUUCAGCUGCGGCAUGCUGCUCCUGGUGUGUAUCAGUGUGGAUCGCUACCGUGCUGUAGCUCAAACUCCAACAAGCAGGACUGGAACAGGUGCUCGGGUACGGAGACAAUGGCUCCUCGUGUGUGUGGUGUUGUGGGCUGUAGCCAGCUUUCUUGGCCUUCCCGAACUCAUCUUCUCCACAGUGAAACACGCACAUAACAGGAUGGCCUGUGUAGCCGUCUACCCACUCAGCAUGGCCCGACCUGCAAAAGCUGCCCUGGAGCUGCUGGAAGUAACCCUUAGAUUCUUGCUACCUUUCUUGGUCAUGGUGGUGUGCUACUGCUGGAUAGGACGGGCACUGAGCUGGGCAGCUGGGGUGCGGAGAUACCGGAAGUGGCGCGCCCUACGAGUCCUGCUGGCUGUGGUGGCCAUAUUCCUGCUCACCCAGCUGCCCUACAACGUGGUCAAGCUGUGCCGAGCAAUGGAUGUCAUGUACAUCCUUGUAACCGACUGUGAUGUCAGCAAAGGCCUGGAUCGCGCUCUUCAAGUGACAGAGAGCCUGGCAUUGACCCAUGCUUGCAUUAACCCUGUCCUCUAUGCCUUCAUCGGAUCCUCUUUCAGGGGACACGUCCUCAAGGUUGCCAAACACCUUGGAAUGCGACUUAAGAGACGGCCAAGACACGUCAAUGAGGAGCCGGCAGUGGAGAUUUCACUCAACGCAUGCACUCAAACGCAAUUCCACACUGAUUCAGAAGACCGAGACACAAGCACCUUUACUAUUUAAGACUAAAAACAUAUCUAUUUUCUUGUAAGCACCUAUACAAAAUUGUCUAUCUAUAUAUAUAUUUCCACAUCUUUAUUAUCAUAAAAAGGCAUAGCAUCAAUAACCAUAAAUGUUACCCCACUCAAAGCGCUUUACACUACAUGCCGAAUUAAACCAUUCAUAUAUCGCAUUCACACACAUACUCACACAUACUGAUGGCAGAGCCAUCAGGGGCAAUCUUGGGUUCAGGAUCUUAACCCAAGGACUCUUUGUCAGGCGGACUGGAGGAGCCAGGGAUCAAACCACCUUCCCCCCGUUAGUAGACGAACCGCUCCACCUCCUGAGCCACAGCCGUCUUAAUUCUUAGUGUAAUAAAUAUAUAUGCACAGUGACUUUAUAUGCACUAAGCAAAGUAUUUUGUAUAAAUGAUGUAUUUUGUUAAAUAAAGCAAAUAUUUUCACGGACAUGCAUCAAACAGCGUUUGUUGCAAUUAAAUGCAGCUGAAACUCAAGAUUUUCCAAGUACUACUCUGGUUCAUCAAGACAAAACCAAUUAUACAUUGCAGUCUCCGCUGCAUCUGCAUCUCAUUUUAUUACAUCAAGUGGCUUUGGGUUUGG
Xiphias gladius (swordfish) is the source of this 1861-nucleotide messenger RNA. RefSeq names its product atypical chemokine receptor 4b (gene ackr4b). NCBI's taxonomy places the organism in Eukaryota, Metazoa, Chordata, Actinopteri, Istiophoriformes, Xiphiidae. The record is from RefSeq and is a predicted model, not a curated record. The coding region runs from base 159 to 1265 and encodes 368 amino acids. The transcript has 2 exons. Gene Ontology annotation, molecular function: scavenger receptor activity; chemokine receptor activity; chemokine binding. Gene Ontology annotation, biological process: chemotaxis; immune response; G protein-coupled receptor signaling pathway. Gene Ontology annotation, cellular component: membrane.